AUGGGGAGCUGGAACAAUCACGAUAUCAUGGAAAUCAGGACAGUGGCAGUUGGAAUUGUGGCAAUCAAAGGAGUGGAAAAUAAAUACUAUCUUGCAAUGAACAAGGAAGGAAAACUCUAUGCAAAGAAAGACUGCAACGAAGAUUGCAACUUCAAAGAAUUAAUCCUGGAAAACCAUUACAACACAUAUGCAUCUGCUAAAUGGACACACAGUGGAGGAGAAAUGUUUGUUGCCUUAAACCAAAAGGGGGUUCCUGUAAGAGGGAAGAAAACGAAGAAAGAACAAAAAACAGCCCACUUUCUUCCUAUGGCGAUAACCUAG
Messenger RNA from Perognathus longimembris pacificus (Pacific pocket mouse), 321 nucleotides. RefSeq names its product fibroblast growth factor 7-like. The record is from RefSeq and is a predicted model, not a curated record. The transcript has 2 exons. NCBI's taxonomy places the organism in Eukaryota, Metazoa, Chordata, Mammalia, Rodentia, Heteromyidae. Bases 1 to 321 code for a protein of 106 amino acids. Gene Ontology annotation, biological process: positive regulation of gene expression; positive chemotaxis; cell differentiation. Gene Ontology annotation, cellular component: cytoplasm. Gene Ontology annotation, molecular function: type 2 fibroblast growth factor receptor binding; growth factor activity.